This is a messenger RNA of Oncorhynchus mykiss (rainbow trout), 1121 nucleotides long. The record is from RefSeq and is a predicted model, not a curated record. NCBI's taxonomy places the organism in Eukaryota, Metazoa, Chordata, Actinopteri, Salmoniformes, Salmonidae.
UUGCUAACUGGUUACCUAGUUAUACACAUGCCGCAUUCAACGAGUUAGCAAGUCUGACAUUUCUGAGUUUAGUUCCGAAUAGCAUAUGAACUAGUCACAUUUUGCCUACCGAAUGUGACAGGCUAUUGUCGGCCUAUCUGAUGUUGGCCCAUACCUUUCUACAGAUGCUGCCAUAAUUCAUAAUUUCGCUAAUUAGUGAUUCGAUAAAUGGUCACAGUUAGCCUAAUUGUUUGUGUGGGGUGAUUGGCUCAUCUUCUGCUAUUCCGGGGUUCAUAAGAACACUGAUCACAUACCGCUGUUAUCAGCUUCCUUCCAAUCUAUCGCCACAUUGAUCAGUAUGACCUCUGAAUGUAGCGUCGCCAUCGAACAGGACAACGACGGUGUUGAGGACAAAGUUGUGGUGAAGAGAGACAGUGUGUUAACCACUGUAUUCUGUCGCCUGUCACAGUUUUGGCCUGUCAGACUAGCGAUGCGUGCUCUCCGUGGGUUUUGGUGGCUGUUGGGUUUCUCCCCUUCAGAUGAGGCUUUUGUUCCUCCAGAAGAGGAUGACAAUCCUAGUCCAGCCCGCCACUGUCUAGCAGGCCGCAAGCGUCUGCGUCGAGCCACACGCAUCCUGUUGGCCAUCCUGCCUCGCCGUCUGCAGAGCGCCCUGGGCUACCCUGUGUGCACCAGCAUCGGCUGUGCUGUAUCCCCAGAGGUGCUUUGCUCCCCCACUAAGCUCUGUGGGAAAGGCAACAAGAGGAAGCAGGAUGACAUUGAUGACGAUGAGGAGCAGCAGACCUGGGUCGAGGCACUCUCUCAGGAACUAGAGGAUGAGGAGCCUUCUGUUGAUCCUGACUAUGAGCUGAGUGCAGUGGAUACUGACAGUGAGGAGUAUAACUCUCAAAAUGACACAGAAAGUGACAUUGAUGUUUCAGGGAAGGUUGUGAUCGAUGACCUUAAAACGGUACAGAUUGUCUUUUUGCCUUGUUUGCAGAAUGUUCCUCAGACGGCAUAGUGGAAGGUGGCAUUUCAGGUACAUCUGGUGCGCCGCCUUCAGUUUUAUCACCACCUGUAAGCCUCCAGUGCCAGUAUUCACUUUUUGCUUGUUUGUAAUUUACUAAAUAAAACAUUCAUCUUUA